Molecule: messenger RNA, 1561 nt
Organism: Clarias gariepinus (North African catfish)
Lineage: Eukaryota; Metazoa; Chordata; Actinopteri; Siluriformes; Clariidae
Gene: dnd1
Product: DND microRNA-mediated repression inhibitor 1
Exons: 4
Coding region: 102-1247 (381 amino acids)
Biological process (GO): mRNA stabilization; negative regulation of miRNA-mediated gene silencing
Cellular component (GO): cytoplasm; nucleus
Molecular function (GO): mRNA binding
Source: RefSeq, a predicted model, not a curated record
AAAUUUGAGCUUUCCAUCAAGCCACGCCCACUUUCCUUAGCCGAGUCAGUUUGCUUGGAGAAAAGCGCAAAAACAAUAAACCUUUAAUCCCGCUCGAGACGAUGGAACAAGACAUGUUUCAGGUGUUGAACCCGGAGAAACUCAAGUCUCUGGAGAAGUGGCUUCAAGAAACCAACACCACUAUAAAGCAGAUUAACGGCCAGCGCAAAUAUGGUGGUCCUCCUCCGGGAUGGAAAGGGCCUACACCAGGUCUAGGCUGUGAGGUGUUUAUAAGUCAGAUCCCACGGGACGUCUAUGAGGACAGCCUGAUCCCGCUGUUCCAGAGCGUGGCUCCGCUGUACGAGUUCCGCCUCAUGAUGAAUUUCAGCGGGCAGAACCGAGGCUUUGCCUACGCCAAGUAUGGGGACGCAGCUAGCGCGGCCGCGGCAAUCCAGGCUCUACACCUGUACCCGCUUCAGAGUGGCGUCAAGCUGGCUGUCAGGAGGAGCACGGAGAAAAGGCAGCUGUGCCUCAGCAGUCUGCCUCCCACUAUGGAACGCAACGAGCUGCAGAUGAUGCUGCAGCAAAUUGCUGACGGAGUGGAGGGCGUCACCAUAAGAACCGCCAGGCCUAACGAGAAGGACGUCAGUGCUCUGGUGUACUACUCCUCCCACUAUGCCGCCUCCAUGGCCAAGAAGGUGUUGGUGCAAGCUUUCAAGAGGCUGUACGGCGUGUCCAUCUCUGUUCAAUGGAUGUCUGGAGGGGCCAAAUCCAGACACGAGGAGCAUAGCGAAGAGAGUCCUCUCGUCCCUCCUGGUCUGAAGCCCAUGGCCAUGAAUCCUUUAACUCCCCCACGACUCCGGCUCAGCCGAAAGCCAGAGCAUCCUCCACCUCUUCCUACACCACCCUCUCCUCUUCACUUCUUCUCACGUGCAGUAGGGGGCCCAACCCCUCAGGGGAAGAACUUUAUGUUACCCGUAAAUGCCAGGAGUGUGGAGGAGCCAUUGCACGACGCGGUGCACCAGCUGCGCUGGCUGUGUGAGCUCCAUGGGUUCGGAGUGCCACUCUACAGUGUGCGCUACGACCACACAGGCCGCGACGGCUUCCUGUAUUUUGCCUACAGGGUGGUGGUGCCAGGAUUGGCCACACCGUUUUGCGGCAUCGUCCAAGUCCUGCCCAGCACCUGCGCUAACAACAUGGAGGCCGAAGUUCACCGAGCUGCUGCCAAGCAGCUCCUUAAUCUCAUGUGUCGGGCGAGAAAUUCAUGAGCUUUCAACCUUAGAUGCAUCCUAGUUUUGCAUGAGAAUGAUGUUCAGCUUAAUGAUGUUAAAAAAAAAAAAAAAUGUUUUUUGGUCUACCUCAGUUACCUUGGGUUUUGUGUUUUACCUUUUGAUAUGAUGUUUUAUAAUGUUUUAAUUAUUUUAUUCUUAUUAUUAAUUUGUGUUUUUGCAGUUUAUUUCAACUCUUUUCUUGCACCUUUGCGUGGUAUUUAGAUUUUUAGUUUUUUCUGACUUGAGUGAUCUUUGCAUGGUUGUGUUGGUUGCUUUGUGUGUUGCACUUAUUAAAAAAGUUGUAAAAAAUA